Molecule: messenger RNA, 1303 nt
Organism: Chelonus insularis
Lineage: Eukaryota; Metazoa; Arthropoda; Insecta; Hymenoptera; Braconidae
Product: fumarylacetoacetate hydrolase domain-containing protein 2
Exons: 7
Coding region: 189-1232 (347 amino acids)
Molecular function (GO): catalytic activity
Source: RefSeq, a predicted model, not a curated record
ACGAAUAAGUUUCUCACUAGUUUAUCAACAUUCUUUUCGGAAUAGAGUGUAUGUAUUGAUAUUUAAAUAAACGUAACUUGUAAAAGUUAAUGGUGUAUUUUUCUACGACACACUUUUAAAAUAAAUCGCAGUUUUUUUUUAAUUCAUAAAUAAUACAAAUAAACCGUUUGAUAGGAAUAUUUUUAGACAUGCCUUAUCAUGGUAGAUUCUUCAAGCUAAGUUAUAUGUGCCUGCACCAUAAAAUUAUACCAAUCACAAUGAGCAAUCGAACUUUAUCUACAAUAUUUCAAUUUUCAAGAAAUUUUUGUACCACAAGACUACAAGAAAAAAGAUUUGUACAAUUUAUGAAUAAAAAUGGUGGUCCUCAGCACCUUGGAGUUCAGUUGAAACCUGGUGGUGAUAUUAUAGCAAUCUCUUCAAUAGAUUCUAGAAUACCAAAUAGCUUAAACAAGUUUCUUGAAGGUGGAGAAGUGUUAAAAAAAAAAGCUAAAAGGAAUGGUGAUUCUGACGUAAAUGAUAUCAUACAGAGAAUUAUUGUUGAAGGUCGAAGUGUUGUUCCUGAGUCAGAAGUGAAAAUUUUAGAGCCUAUCAGUGGAAUGGAUAAAUUGCUUUGCGUUGGACUUAAUUAUUCUGGUCAUUGUCAAGAACAGAAUGUUGAACCACCUCAAAGUCCAGUCAUAUUCAGUAAAUUUCCCAGUAACAUUAUUGGACCUACAGACAAUAUUGUUUUGCCAACUAUUUCUAACAAAGUUGAUUGGGAAGCUGAGCUAGCAAUAGUGAUUGGAAAGAAAUGCAAAGGCUUAAAUAAUCAGGAUGCUGAACAAUGCAUUUUUGGUUACACAGUGGCUCAAGAUAUUUCAGCUCGUGAUUGGCAAAAAGGAAAAAGAAAUGGUGGCCAAUUUCUUCUUGGUAAAGCCAUGGAUACAUUUUGUCCACUUGGACCAGCUGUAGUAACAAAAGAAUCAAUUUGCGAUAUUAACAAUCUUUUUGUUAAGACGUGGGUUAAUGGAAAUUUAAAACAAAAUGGUAAUACCAGUGAGCUAAUUUUUAAACCUCAAGAUAUAGUUGCAUUUAUUUCACAAUUUAUGACUUUAUUACCAGGAGAUGUUAUUUUAACGGGAACUCCAGCAGGAGUUGGAUUUACUCGAAACCCUCCUGAGUUUUUAAAGGCUGGAGAUAUUGUUGAAACAGAAAUUGAAGGAAUUGGAAAAAUGAAGAAUCAAGUAAUAUAAAAACAUGUAUUUCAUACAACUUAUAUGUUUAUAUAUGUAAUGAGUUUUGAAAUAUUAAUAUUAUUAUUUUA